Messenger RNA from Entrophospora sp. SA101, 711 nucleotides. NCBI's taxonomy places the organism in Eukaryota, Fungi, Glomeromycota, Glomeromycetes, Entrophosporales, Entrophosporaceae. The record is from the annotation of a GenBank genome assembly.
AUGACGGUUAUCAAUUCGUUACCGAAUGAAUGCUUUCAAGAAAUAUUCGAGCAUGUUAGCAAUCAAGGACCCGGAUUAUUUUCAAGCCUUUUGGUUAAUAAAAUAUGGUGCAUAAAUGUCGUAUAUGUGUUAUGGAGUAGACCGUUCGAAAAGAAAUACAAGUUUGUAAAAACACCAAUCAUCAUUCAAACAUAUUUGAGAUUUUUAAGCAUAGAAGAUAGAAAAGAAAUUGAAACUCUAAUCAAUAAAAACACUCAUAGCGAAAGUGACGGAGGAGGAUACGAUGUAGAGUUAACAAGAAAACCAUUGUUUGAUUACCCAAAAUAUUUAAAAGAACUUGAUUUUCAAGUCUUCGUCCACAAAAUUGUUGAAUGGGCCGGAACUAAAAACAAAAAACUUAGAAAUCAAGAUAACUACAAUGAUAUCAUAAGUCUGAUUAUCGACCAAUUAAUCAGAUUGUUUUCUAGAAAAUCUAACAAUUUAGAUUAUUUAAGUUAUUGCGCUUCAAGGAGUUGGUCAAAAGCACCAAAUUUUGAGUUUCUUAAUGAUGAUGAUAAUAAUAAUAGCAUAAGUAGCAUUAACAAUGAAGGAAAUGUAAAUUUUCUAAUUAAUUUGACACAAUUUCAAUUUCAUAUCUGGAAUUUAAAUGAUGAUGAUGAUGGAAACAUUGUAAAAUUUGUCAAUUUGGUCGGUUAUAAAUGGUUCAGCUAA